GUUUGUCCUUCAGCUGACAUUUCCAUUCUCCAUCUUGCGGUGGUUGAACGUGUCGUCUGACGUGUUUGUUUCAAUUCCAUAUAAAUUAAAACCGUCAUUAUGUCUAAGAUUGGUAUCAACGGUUUUGGCCGCAUUGGUCGUCUGGUGCUCCGAGCUUCUAUUGAAAAGGGAGCCCAAGUUGUGGCUAUCAAUGACCCUUUCAUUGGCCUGGACUACAUGGUCUACAUGUUCAAGUAUGACUCAACUCAUGGUCGUUUCAAGGGAACCGUUGAAGCUGGUGAUGGUCACUUGAUUGUAAAUGGAAACAAAAUUGCAGUCUUUUCUGAAAGGGACCCAAAAGCUAUUCCUUGGGGUAAGGCUGGAGCUGAAUAUGUUGUAGAAUCAACAGGAGUCUUUACUACAACUGACAAAGCAUCUGCUCAUUUGGAAGGUGGUGCCAAAAAGGUCAUUAUCUCUGCUCCCAGUGCUGAUGCACCAAUGUUUGUUGUCGGUGUUAACUUGGAGGCCUAUGAUCCAUCAUACAAGGUUAUCUCUAACGCUUCCUGCACUACUAACUGUCUGGCGCCCCUUGCCAAGGUCAUCCAUGACAACUUUGAAAUUAUUGAGGGUUUGAUGACAACUGUUCACGCUACUACUGCUACCCAAAAGACAGUUGAUGGACCCUCUGGCAAGUUAUGGCGUGAUGGCCGUGGUGCCCAACAAAACAUAAUUCCAGCUGCCACUGGUGCUGCCAAAGCUGUUGGCAAGGUCAUUCCCGCCCUCAAUGGAAAGCUGACUGGUAUGGCUUUCCGUGUGCCUGUGCCUAAUGUAUCUGUGGUUGACCUUACUGUCCGUCUUGGCAAACCCGCCAGCUACGACGCGAUCAAACAAAAAGUUAAGGAAGCAGCUGAAGGUCCAAUGAAGGGUAUUUUGGGAUACACUGAAGACCAGGUUGUGUCCACCGACUUUGUUGGUGACUCCCACUCAUCCAUCUUUGAUGCUGCUGCUGGUAUCUCUCUUAAUGACAACUUUGUCAAACUGAUCAGCUGGUAUGACAAUGAAUAUGGCUACUCUAGCCGUGUCAUUGACCUCAUCAAGUACAUCCAGACCAAGGAUUAAAUUACUAUAUUUGAUCGAGAGAUAUAAUGUUGUAAUGUCGAGAUUACCGACGCUUAUAUUUAUGUUAAGUUUUAAGUAUAGAUGUGUAUUCUAAAUUAUUAUACUACUUUGAGAGUAGCGAUAUGCUUGAAAUGCAACCUGUAAUUGUGUAUAAUAAAAAGAAAAGAGGUUAUUUUGGAAAUGAUAGUCAUAAUUCAAGAACAAUAUAAUUAUCAGAUCUAUGUAAACAGUUUUAUCCAUUUUUAAUAUUAUAAUUAACUUUUAUGUUUAUAAAUACAAAUUAAUAAAAUAUCGCAAAUAAUAGUCAA
This is a messenger RNA of Vanessa atalanta (red admiral), 1406 nucleotides long. RefSeq names its product glyceraldehyde-3-phosphate dehydrogenase 2-like. The record is from RefSeq and is a predicted model, not a curated record. Gene Ontology annotation, molecular function: NADP binding; NAD binding; oxidoreductase activity, acting on the aldehyde or oxo group of donors, NAD or NADP as acceptor. The transcript has 2 exons. NCBI's taxonomy places the organism in Eukaryota, Metazoa, Arthropoda, Insecta, Lepidoptera, Nymphalidae. Gene Ontology annotation, biological process: glucose metabolic process. Bases 100 to 1098 code for a protein of 332 amino acids.